UCCCGAUAAGCACAUUUAUGAUUAACGACAUGCGCGCAUAGGAACAUGCCCUUUCACCCGAUAAGCUUGACACUCGCAGAGCAUGUCCAGCUCGUCAUCCAACCAGUCCGCCCAUGGACAGGCCGAAGCGUCCUCGAGCCGCUCGCAAGCGAACAGGCAGCCGACCGUCGACGAUGAGCCCAGUGACGAAGAGGACGGCCUCUUAGAUGAGGAUCCGCUAGCAAGCACAUUGCCGGAGCAGGUAUCCUUCAAACGCAAGCAGAAGGCCGCCGCCUCCUCCGCCUUCGGGCUCCCGCGAUUCCUCUCGUCGCCCCUCGGCACCUCGAAAGACCGCGCGUCCCCGCUUCCACGCUCCCAGAAUACCCGCGCACACCAUCUACGAACCACAUCAGGUGGGAGCGACACUGAGCUCAUCCUGAACUACCUCGACACGCCCGCCGACGCCGGCGACCAGCUUCAGGACACAAAGGAUGCCAACGGGCUCGACUGGUACGUCGAAGGUCCCGGCCGGCGCGUGGGCUACGAUGACUUGACGGCCAUUGAUUGGAUCUUCGAAUAUGCGAAGGAGCGGCAGCGACUGCGAUAUCUCUACUCCAGCGCAUCGGGCAUGCUAGGCCACGUCAAGCAAAUCGCGGAUGCGAGCCAGAUUUGGAUCAUCUUGAUCGCGGCUGGCGUGCUCAGCGGUGGUAUCGCAGCUUUCAUCGACGUUGCGAGUGAUUGGCUGGGCGAUUUGAAGGCGGGAUACUGCAGCAAUAUAGAUGGGGAUGGGAGGUUUUAUCUGAACAAAGGAUUUUGCUGCUGGGGCUAUUCUGAGUACGCCAAGUGCAAUGAUUGGCAUCCCUGGAGCACAGCAAUGGGCAUUCGAUCUGUGGGUGGGGGCUGGAUCGUGGAGUAUAUCUUCUUUGUACUAUUUUCGGUUCUAUUUGCAGCUUGCGCGAGCCUUCUUGUGCGGGAGUUCUCCACUCAUGCGAAGCACAGCGGUAUCGCAGAGAUUAAGACAGUCCUGGGUGGCUUCGUUAUCCGGCGGUUUCUGGGCGUUUGGACCUUGGUUGUUAAGACUCUGGGGUUGUGUCUCGCAGUCGCAUCUGGCCUUUGGCUGGGCAAAGAAGGCCCGCUGGUUCACGUAGCGUGCUGUUCCGCAAAUCUCUUCAUGAAAUUAUUUCCUAGUGUAAAUCAUAAUGAGGCACGAAAACGAGAGGUACUUUCCGCUGCAGCUGCAGCCGGCAUAUCGGUAGCUUUUGGUUCCCCCAUUGGCGGAGUGCUGUUCAGUCUCGAGCAGCUGUCCUAUUAUUUUCCCGAUAAGACUAUGUGGCAGAGCUUCGUCUGCGCCAUGGUCGCAGCAGUCACUCUGCAAGCGUUCAAUCCCUUCAGAACCGGCAAGCUUGUUUUAUAUCAGGUCACCUAUCACAGCGGGUGGCACGACUUCGAGCUGGUCCCAUUUGCUUUCCUCGGAAUCCUCGGUGGUCUGUAUGGAGGACUGUUUACCAAGCUUAAUAUGCGGGUCGCGGAGUGGCGGCAGCAUCGCUCGUACCUGAAAGGACCUGUCACCGAAGUUGUCAUUGUCGCCUUUGUGACAGCCAUGAUAAACUACCCUAUCAAGUUCAUGCGCGCCCAGGCCUCGGAGCUCGUAUACUUCCUCUUCGCUGAAUGCGUCGAUCUAACAGAUGAUACGCUCGGCCUCUGCAAGGCAGGCAAAGCCAACACUGGCGUGGUAGCCCUUCUCCUUAUCUCCGCAGGCCUCGGCAUCAUCCUUGCGAGCUUCACAUUCGGCCUUCAAAUCCCAGCUGGCAUCAUUCUUCCCUCCAUGGCUAUCGGCGGCCUCUACGGUCGCGCUGUUGGUCUCACCGUAAAGCAACUUCAGCAAGCGUGGCCUGGUCUAUUUAUCUUCAACUCAUGCGAACCUGACGUCCCCUGCGUCACGCCUGGAACUUACGCCAUCAUCGGCGCUGCCUCUGCCCUUGGGGGUGUAACCCGCAUGACCGUGUCGCUCGUGGUCAUCAUGUUUGAGCUGACAGGCGCGCUUACCUACGUACUUCCCAUCAUGAUCGCCGUCAUGAUCAGCAAGUGGGUCGGAGACGCUAUCUCACCACGAGGCAUAUAUGAGUCCUGGAUCCAUUUCAACGGAUACCCUUUCCUCGACAACCGCGACGAUAACAGCUCGUCCAUUCCCGAUGUCCCCGCUGCACAAGUCAUGACUCGCAUCGAAGACCUCACCGCCAUCACGGCUACCGGCCACACAGUCGCCUCUCUCCGCCAGCUGCUAUCGCGGCACCGCUUCCGGGGCUUCCCGGUGAUAGACAACGUCCAGGAUGCACUCCUUCUAGGCUACAUAUCCAGAACCGAGCUGGCAUUCGCGCUCAAGUCUGCGGUCUCCUCACCACGUAACCUCUCACCAGAUACUGAAGCCCACUUCUCCCACCAGCCGCUAUCAGACCCUACCACCUCCCUUGACCUACGGCCUUGGAUGGAUCAGACGCCCAUUACGCUUAAUGCGAAAGCUAGCUUCCAACUCACGGUCGCAAUGUUCAUGAAGCUGGGGUUGCGUUAUGUUAUCUUCACUGAAAGGGGUGCAUUGAAGGGCCUAUUGACGAAGAAAGAUGUGUGGUUUGUGUUGGAUGGCGUAGAGGAAAGGGAAGGAUAUGUACAGGAUGAAGUGGGUGGUGGACGGGGCGUUGGGCGUGCACAACCCGAGGAUGAAGAGGAUGAAGGGAGAGGCUUAUUGGCCGCGAAUGAGGACGAUGAUGCGGGUGGGGGUUUUGGUGGAAGGGAGCAAGUUAGGUCGGGUAGUGUUUAGGAUAGAGAUAUCGCUCCUUCUUGACCAGGUGUGGCGAGUGUAUCGGUUAUCGAGGAGCUGUGAAGAUGAUGCUGUCCAUUCUCAAUAGGAUGCGCGAACGGCCCCCAAGUCAGCUAGUGUCCUCGAGGUGGACGACAUGAAUCCACCCUAUACAAAUGCGGCAG
Molecule: messenger RNA, 2958 nt
Organism: Paraphaeosphaeria sporulosa
Lineage: Eukaryota; Fungi; Ascomycota; Dothideomycetes; Pleosporales; Didymosphaeriaceae
Exons: 5
Coding region: 83-2794 (903 amino acids)
Biological process (GO): chloride transport; transmembrane transport
Cellular component (GO): membrane; Golgi apparatus; early endosome
Molecular function (GO): voltage-gated chloride channel activity
Source: RefSeq, a predicted model, not a curated record